Messenger RNA from Orycteropus afer afer, 1310 nucleotides. It is a transcript of the gene DENND10, whose product is annotated as DENN domain containing 10. Gene Ontology annotation, cellular component: late endosome. NCBI's taxonomy places the organism in Eukaryota, Metazoa, Chordata, Mammalia, Tubulidentata, Orycteropodidae. Gene Ontology annotation, molecular function: guanyl-nucleotide exchange factor activity; small GTPase binding. The record is from RefSeq and is a predicted model, not a curated record. Gene Ontology annotation, biological process: regulation of early endosome to late endosome transport; protein transport.
GCGGGAAGCUGGGACCAGCGCCCAGCGCGCCGAGGCUGUGGCAGCGGAAGAUGGCUGCUGCCGGGGCUGCGGACACUCAGCUGAUGCUCGGAGUCGGGCUGAUCGAAAAGGACACAAAUGGAGAAGUUCUGUGGGUGUGGUGCUAUCCUUCCAUGACAGCCCCACUAAGGAAGCUGCUGCUCAGAAAAUGCUGCCUUUCCGACGGAAACACGCCGCUCCAUCCCUUCGUUUUUGGGCAGUACCGGAGAACGUGGUUCUAUGUCACAACAACUGAAGUUCCAGAUGCUUCCGUUUUGAAAAAGGUGACUCAUUUUUCUAUUGUUCUGACCGCCAAAGAUUUUAACCCAGAGAAAUAUGCCGCCUUCACUAGGAUAUUGUGUAGAAUGUACCUGAAACAUGGGAGCCCAGUGAAAAUGAUGGAGAGCUAUAUUGCAGUGCUCACAAAGGGCAUAUGCCAGAGUGAAGAAAAUGGCUCCUUCCUCAGCAAGGAUUUUGAUGCCCGGAAGGCAUACCUUGCAGGCUCCAUCAAAGACAUUGUAUCUCAAUUUGGAAUGGAAACUAUUAUCUUAUACACAGCAUUGAUGCUAAAGAAAAGAAUUGUGGUCUAUCACCCAAGAAUAGAAGCUGUCCAGGAGUUUACCAGGACACUGCCCGCCCUGGUGUGGCACCGACAGGACUGGACCCCCCUCCAUUCCUAUGUGCACCUCCAUGGCGAUGAGCUGGAAGCUCUGCAGAUGUGCCCAGGUUACAUUGCUGGAUUUGUAGACCUGGAGGUGAGUGACAGACCAGACCUCUAUGAUGUCUUUGUGAAUCUGGCAGAGAGGGAGAUCACCAUUGCACCACUUGCGAAAGAGGCCAUGAUGAUGGGGAAACUGCACAAAGAAAUCGGUCAGCUGAUUGUCCAGUCUGCAGAAGACCCCGAGAAAUCUGACAGCCAAGUUAUUAAGGACAUUUCCCUGAAAACAAGAGAGCUCUUGACCAACUUAGCAUCAUUUGCAGAAGUUUCAGAUGAUGGAGAGAAGCCAGCACUCAGUUUUGAAGCACUAAAGCAGAAACGGUUUCCACCAGCCACGGAAAACUUCCUUUAUCACCUAGCAGCAGCCGAACGCAUGCUGAAAAUCUCCGUGACAGAAAGUGUUGCCGGCGGUUCAAAAGCCCCAGACACAAACAGCUCUGAAGCAGCCUCAGUCUGGGUACUAGUGAGCAACCUGUCCACGCAGACACCUGCAGGUCCCAGAGACCUGGUCAGGGUUCCAGGUGCAAAGCUGGAGGCGGAAGGUGUUCGGCAGGAAGCAGACAGAUUCACCUAA